AUGCCUACAUGCAAAGAUUGUGGCCAAUGGGUCCUGACCACAUCCGGACUUAACAAGCACAUUACAAGGUCCCCAAGUUGUUGCACAAAGUGGCUUGAACGACUCCAAAAUUUCAGUGUCAAUGUAUUUGAUCUUGGUGGGGGGUUUGCAGAACCCCAGCAGGAUGAUAGCAGUGAUGACGGUCUAGAAGACAACAAUAUGGCCAAUGAAUUCAAUGAUAUUCCAGAGCAAGACUCCGAAAACUUACCUCCUCCUCCUCCUCCUCCUCCUCCUCCUCCUCCUCCUCCUCCUCCUCCUCCUCCUCCUCCUCCUCUUCGUCAACAUCAAGUCCAAGUCGAGGUAGAAGAGCCUGAGGUACCUGGCAAUGCAUGUUGGAUUGAUUCCUACCCUGUGGAGGCUUCAGCAGGUGUGCCUUCAACGGAUGAGGAGAAUGUACCCACCAAGUUCCACAGGAUCCAAGCUGAAUUAGAAAACGGCGAUGAUGGGAUGUGGGGACCAUUUCAGGAUGAAGAUGAGUGGGAGCUUGGAAAGUGGCUGAUACAGAAUGUGGGGCAGACUCAGACCGACAAGUUUCUGAAACUGCCGAUUAUCAAGGACCGGACCGGACCCUCAUAUACAUCCAACAAGUCCUUCUUGAAGAAGAUUGAUCGGCUUCCCACAAAAGGCCCUGACUGGCAUUGUGACCUCAUCAAGGUCGCGGGAGAUGUGCUUGACGGGGAUGGGGAAAUGUUGACAACGGACUUGGAGCUAUGGCGCCGCGAUCCAGUGGAAUGCAUUCGCGAACUCAUCGGAAAUCCUGCCUUCAAGGAUGUGAUGGCCUUUGCACCCGAACGAGCCUACGAAGAUCGUCAGGGCAAGGUUCAUAUAUACGAUGAGAUGUGGACUUGUGAUUGGUGGUGGGACAUGCAGGGCAAACUACCACCAGGUACCACGAUAGCACCUGUCAUUCUCGCAUCUGACAAGACAAGUCUGUCUCAGUUUCAUGGAGACAAAUCAGCAUGGCCCGUCUAUCUCACCAUUGGCAACAUUGAGAAGUCGACUUGUCGAAAACCGCGGAUGCAUGCCACUAUCUUAGUCGGUUACUUGCCUGUUGCCAAGCUGGACUGCUUUAGCAAAGGCACUCGGUCAGUUGCAGGUUACCGACUGUUUCAUGAGUGCAUGCGCCGUCUGUUGGAACCCUUGAUUGCUGCUGGACAUGUGGGAGUUGACAUGGUCUGUGCUGAUGGCAGAGUGCGUCGAGUGCAUCCUAUCCUAGCGGCUUAUGUUGCAGAUCACCCUGAGCAGUGCCUUGUGGCAUGCACAAAAGAGAGUUUUUGCCCCAAGUGCCAUGUUCAUCGUGACGAUCGAGGCGAACCUCUUGACUCCCUUCUCCGUGACCCAGAUCGGACGAUGACUAUACUAGAGCACAAGCGUUCUGGCCGGAGAGUAGCAGCUUAUACUCGAGAAGGCCUACAUCCUGUUUACCGUCCAUUCUGGGCAGAUCUUCCUCACACCAACAUCUUCGCUAGUGUGACACCGGACAUUUUACAUCAACGCCAUAAAGGAGUCUUCCAUGACCAUCUUCUCAAGUGGUGUACUGAGAUUGCGGGGGAAGAGCAGAUUGACGAACGAUAUCGCACAAUGACCAACUACCCUGGCCUUCACUAUUUCUCCAAAGGGAUUUCACUCGUGUCUCAGUGGACAGGAACAGAGCACCGUGAAAUGCAACGAGUCUUUCUUGUUGUCCUUGCAGGCACAGUACAGCCUUCGGUAUUUCGUGCAGCGCGUGCAGUGCUUGAUUUCAUAUUCUAUGCUCAGUUUCAUUCUCACACCUCUCAGACUCUAGACGUGCUCCAAAAUGCGCUGGACGAGUUCCAUGCACAUAAGCACAUUUUCAAGGAUCUCGGAGUGCACAACGAUUUCAAUAUUCCGAAGCUCCAUUCAAUGUUACAUUAUGUCGACUCAAUAAAAUCACGCGGUUCUGCAGAUGGGUUCAACACUGAGUUCCCGGAACGUUUGCAUAUCGAUUUUGCCAAAAAUGCAUACCGUGCAACCAACAAGCGAGACUAUGUAGUGCAGAUGACUAAAUGGUUGAUGAGGCAGGAGAUGGUUGACCAGUUCUCCACUUACCUUGACUGGCGUUUGGAGAGAUUCGAGGAGCCGCAAACUGGUGGAGACGAGGAAGAUGAAGAUAACGAGAAUGAUGCCCCGAAUGAUGAAGCUACAAGUAUUCAGCCUGUGAACGAUGACUCGCAACCCAAUGACCAGGCCAUCAGUGCACAGUCGCCAAUACACAUCCUAUCGGCUCGUCCUUCGUUCAAGGCAUUGACUAUUGCUACAAUCACGCACACAUUCGGUGCUCUGAAUUCCUUGCCAGCGCUGUCACAAUAUCUUCGCAUUGCUGCUCCAAAUGGACCUAUUGUCAGUGAAUGGGAUUGUUUUGAGGGUUAUCGGCGGCUUUCCAUCCCAUAUAUGAAGCUGCCCGCGAUUCACAUGUCAAAAGGUCUCGAUCGCAUUCGCGCAUCUCCCCCCACUGCACAAGCAGGUCGUUCAUCUGUGACUGUCAGAAAAUUUGACACUGUGCUUGUACGUGUUGGGGGAGACAAUGCGCACACUCAAGGGACUGCAUUGGAAGGUCUUCAAAUCGCGCAGCUUCGAUUGAUUUUUGAGAUCCCGCGUCACCUGAGAGUGGUUGGACAACCGCAUCGACUAGCCUAUGUUGAAUGGUUCCAACCUUUUCGUGCACGAGACGAAUUAUUUCACAUGCAUGCUGUUUCUCGUUCUUAUGCUGGUCGUGUGCCCCGCUCGAGUGUAAUCCCUGUGUCCGAUAUUGUUCACAGCUGUCACCUCAUUCCGAAAUUCGGUACUCAAGUGGACAAGAGUUGGGCUGCUGCGCAUGUGUUGGACAGUUGUAAGACAUUCUACCUUAAUUCAUGGAUAGAUAUGUACACUUUUUACAAAUUUCGCAACACGUCAAUGUUAAACUAA
Suillus plorans is the source of this 2967-nucleotide messenger RNA. RefSeq lists its product as uncharacterized. The record is from RefSeq and is a predicted model, not a curated record. The transcript has 4 exons. Lineage: Eukaryota; Fungi; Basidiomycota; Agaricomycetes; Boletales; Suillaceae. The coding region runs from base 1 to 2967 and encodes 988 amino acids.